ACUCUGAACUCUCAUUCACCAGGUAACCAUGAAGAUAGAAGUAUACAAGACCAGCCCAGCUACUACCUGUGUUAACCCCAGUGCUCCUGCAUCCAGUGUAUUUGCUCUACCUGAUAUAUUAAACUCGGGAGGAGGUGGUGAUUAAUCAAUCAAUCAAUCAACCAUAUCCAGAUAUAAUAAAGGAUUGACUUUGUCUGUGUGGACUAACUUCUACAUUUCUAAUCUCAAUCUUUUGGCUUUCGAUCUAAAUACCAAACUCUCACUCUCAGUGUCAAGUUAAUUAAAUCGCUUGAAAGAACUUUUGUGAAUUUUAAAAUGGUUUCAUUAUUUCUGUUCUCUCUUCUCCUUGGAACUUCCGCAGGAGCUCUGGUAGUACAAUCUCAUUGGUCACAUGUUCGUCUGAAGAGCAUCCCUCCAGCACGUGUUGAUGGCCGGGAGGGCGGGGAAGUGAUUCUUUACUGCUCAGCCACAGGGUCCCCAGCCCCCCACAUAGCGUGGUACAAGGACAGCAUGUUCGUGUCCCACCUUGACUGGAGGGUGGAGGAGGAGAUCUCCAGUAUGGGGGAGUCGGUGGCCAGGCUCAUCAUACCCUGCCUCUCACAAAGUGAUGUUGGUAAAUAUGAAUGCCGCGCACGAUCAGGAGAGCAUGAGGUGUCAGCUACUACUGAACUCAAUGUUGUCCCUAACGAUGACCCCAAGGCCGGACACUGCUCUGAGUCCGGACUACCUCAGAUCUCCAUGUGGAGAAGAACCUACAUGGCCGAGGAGGGAGAUACAGCAGUACUACCCUGCAGGGUUCAAAAUGACGCAUCUGAUUACAAGUUUACUUGGAGCAAUGCUGAUGGUGGGAACCCUGGAGCAGGAAACGAUGUCCGCUAUUCGCUACUGGAAAACGGGGAUCUUGUAAUCCGCGAAACAAGAUUCUCCGACAUGGGACAGUACACAUGUACAGUGACCGGUCCAGCCGGGUCGGAUACAGUGCACACUUUCUUUUAUCCUUUAGCCCCAGAAAGAAAUAUGAUUAAUAAGUAAAUAUUUCGUUCUUGCUCUUUUUUGUGCAAUAUUGUUAAGUGUAAAGAUGUCUAAUACAUUAUUGAUAUGUUA
Molecule: messenger RNA, 1104 nt
Organism: Eurytemora carolleeae
Lineage: Eukaryota; Metazoa; Arthropoda; Copepoda; Calanoida; Temoridae
Product: neural/ectodermal development factor IMP-L2
Exons: 5
Coding region: 316-1032 (238 amino acids)
Biological process (GO): dendrite self-avoidance; homophilic cell-cell adhesion; axon guidance
Cellular component (GO): axon; plasma membrane
Molecular function (GO): cell-cell adhesion mediator activity
Source: RefSeq, a predicted model, not a curated record